UGAUAUUAUCAAAAGUAUAAUGUUUACAAGUGCUGUAUUUAGAGGUUAGAUCAUGUGGACAACAUAAUAAUUGCAUUAAGAAUAUUAACUACCAAUCGAAUUUAUGUCUCGUUUCCUGUAGUUGCAAUAUCAAUAUGGUUGUUAAAGUACACGAGAAUCGAAAUGAGAAGAACUAUAUACUCAAUCGAAAAUCUGGCAGAAGUAUAAUAGAGCGCCGACCUGUAUUUUCCCCCGAUGGAGAAUCACUUGUUAUUAUCGUGGAAAACACAUUACGUGUAUAUAACAUUUAUACUGGCGAUUGGGUCCGCUCACUUGAAACUGAAACUGCUGUGAACACUAUCAUUGGUGCAGAGUUUCCCGAACAUCAGAACUACAACUUGUUUGGUUGUUCUAAUAAUGGCCUCCUUACUACUUGGACUUGGGAAAAUGGUGCAGUUCUUAGAGAAAUUGCCUUACAAAUACCACACAAUAAUCAAGUAGUAUCAUUCAAUAUAAUAAAUGAAUCGGAUUGUUUAUUACUAACUGCUCAUCCAAUGAAGAAGUUCUUACACAUUGGAUCGUACAAUCUUAAAACGGGAGCAUUAAACAUUGAGUAUGUUGAUACAAAGGUGCCUAAGAAUGAUAUACUUGCUGUUUCCAUGGGGUUCUGUAACGGUGAACCUAUUGCAGCCAUUGUGAGUGGCUAUUGCAAGUUGCAUGUGCAGAACCUGAAUAGACCAGAAAAGAGUGCAUUGCUCCGAUCGAAGUACAGGUUGCUGUCUGUGUCUAUGAGUAAGGGAGGUGCAAUUGCAGCCACUGACACACUAGGCAGGACAAUAGUGUAUCGAGGCAAUAUUUGUGAUCAUAUAAAUGUGGGAAGUGAGGUGUUACAUUGGCAUGCCUUGCCUCUGUUUGCCGUUCAUUUCUCUAAAGUAGGUAGUUAUAUUCUUACUGGUGGAAUGGAAAAAGUAUUAGUCAAGUGGACCAUUGGGAGCUUGGCGCAAAAAGCGAAUGAGAAGAAAUUUAUCCCCCGCCUCCCAGGUUUCAUCAGAUAUAUAACAACAAGCAAUGAUCAUGUUGCUGUCACUUUGUCCAAUAAUUCUGUGGUGAUAGCGAACAUGCAACUUCACGUAACAACAACCAUCCUAGAGUGUGGAGGUUUAUCAUCAGUGACUCGCUCACUUGGUUCGUCCCUUAUAUACCACAAGAAGCUAUCGUCGCUUAUUGUACCGGGUAGAACGGGCUAUUUGCAGUUAUUUUCCACUACUACGGAUAAAGUUCUAUAUAAUAUUGACAUAACAGAAGUGAACCACAUACCAAGCGAGCGUUACAACAUACUGCCAGUAGAAACGGAAGUGACUUGCGCUGCCAUAAAUGCAAGUGGUUUAUGGCUUGUCACCUCCGAAUACAGAUAUGAUGGCACUAAUUACCCUGAGGAAAAACUCAAGUUCUGGUCGACACACUACAAUGCAUCUUCCUCUUUCAAAUUAAACACCUGUGUCAACCUAUCACACGGAGGUUGCGACGUAGUCUCUAUUGCUCUCAGCAGAAAGGGUGAUUUUUGUAUAACAGCUGGAAACGAUCAGAAGUUCAGGAUAUGGAAAUUUUCUAUGGAAAAAGGCAAAAAUAGGUGGCUCUGCCUCACCGCGUGCUAUUAUUCGUCCGGUAUCGCGCAUUAUUUAUCCAACCCGGUGUUAAAUGAGUUCAAACAUGGAGAUAUUCUCGGAAUUGGUACAGUGGCUGAACGGCCAUAUUUGAGCCAAGACCAAAAUGAGAAUGAUAUGGUCAGAAAAGUGUGGAAUAUUCAUAAAUCCAAUAUCAAUGAUAGGAUGGUGGAACAGAAUUCUUAUAAGGGGGAUAACGCUAUGGGGGGCGUGGCCAUAUCACAGGAUGGGUCGUUGAUAGCUGCCUGGUUUGGGAGUAAAUUAACGCUGUGGGAUUCGCAUUUGUGUAACUUGAGAACUACGUUAUCACAUCCCGCGUUACGGCCGAAAGGGAGAGAAGUUCAGUUCGGAAAUAUGGAUGCGGCGCACUAUUUAGUAUGUACAACGGAUUACUGUCUAGCCGUGUGGAGUCUGUUGUCUCUAACAAUGAAGUGGAUGGUACAGAACAGUCCCACGUGUCUCGUAGCUGAUCCAUUCUCUAACAGGAUGAUGGUUGUCAACCAGGAUAAUGAUGUGUUUGUGUUCACACCACACGAUUCCACUCCAGUGCUGUCUCGCAAGCGUCUAUUAGACCCAGAAGAAGGCGCAAUCAGCCAGUGUGCGUUCGGGAACACAACUCGUAACGAUGUUACUGUUUAUCUAUUGAGGAAUAACUCUGAGUUAUAUAGUCUAGAGCCAGAACGGUCAUCAAAGAAGCAACUAGAAGCGAUAACGCACAGGAACCUGCCAGCGUCCAAGUUCAGCACGCUGUUGGCUGAACAGCAAGUCUCUGAAGUGACGUCAUCAGCGGUUGCUGAAAUUCAGCAAUUGAAUCAAGAGUCGCUGGGACACAAGGCUACGUCUCUGUUUCUAUCAUCAUCAUCAUACAUGGUGCCACCAGUGACGUCACUCAGUACAUCAUUCUUAGAACUGAUAUCUGGAUGCCAAGAAGUAGAAGAAAUUGAUGAUCAGCAACCAGCUAUGGAGGUAGAUGCCGAUACAAGUGAUGAUGAAGAAAUACCCAAAGUAUCGGCGCCCAAACCUGAACAAUUAUGCAAGGCUAAUUAUGAAAAAAUUAAAGAGAAAAAGUUAAAGAAGCUUCUGGAAAAUCAAGUUUUGGAUUUAAAUGUGACUGCUGAUGUAUUCGGCUUGUAAAUAA
Messenger RNA from Zerene cesonia (dogface butterfly), 2781 nucleotides. Its product is annotated as WD repeat-containing protein 75. Bases 135 to 2777 code for a protein of 880 amino acids. Gene Ontology annotation, molecular function: RNA binding; protein binding. The transcript is spliced from 11 exons. Gene Ontology annotation, cellular component: nucleolus. Lineage: Eukaryota; Metazoa; Arthropoda; Insecta; Lepidoptera; Pieridae. The record is from RefSeq and is a predicted model, not a curated record. Gene Ontology annotation, biological process: positive regulation of rRNA processing; positive regulation of transcription by RNA polymerase I.